This is a messenger RNA of Salpingoeca rosetta, 3097 nucleotides long. RefSeq lists its product as uncharacterized. The record is from RefSeq and is a predicted model, not a curated record. The coding region runs from base 410 to 2908 and encodes 832 amino acids. Lineage: Eukaryota; Choanoflagellata; Craspedida; Salpingoecidae. The transcript is spliced from 9 exons. Gene Ontology annotation, molecular function: cyclin-dependent protein serine/threonine kinase regulator activity. Gene Ontology annotation, biological process: regulation of cyclin-dependent protein serine/threonine kinase activity; mitotic cell cycle phase transition. Gene Ontology annotation, cellular component: cyclin-dependent protein kinase holoenzyme complex; cytoplasm; nucleus.
CAGGAAAAAGGCGGGGAACACCACCAGACACACACACCACGAGCACACACAGCACGCACAACACAGCACCCGCCCGCUUUAUCUAUUGAGGCCACAGAGUCGGCAGUCAUUUGUUUUUGUUUGCUGCGGCUCAAGCCAGAAAGAAUCCCACCACAUAUCAAGCCCAUGCGUAGUAGUGGCUUGGCGCCCCUCCUCCCUCUCUUUCUUCUCUGUCCAUCGUCAGGCUUGUGAGUGUGGCUUCUGUCGAGUAGACAACAUCAUUAUUAUCACAUUCAUCGAUCGUGCAACUGGAUCGUGCCUUCUUCAGACAUUCCCCCCCUCCUCCGCUUCAGCGCAUCUUUGCUUCCCCCUUCUUCAUCCCAGCAGUGGACACGGGUGUACUGGUACACUAUCGACCAUAGCCACCAUCAUGACCCAGAUGAAGCCGACCACCAAACCAAGGCGCCGAAGCAUCAGAGAGGUGUUUGAGGCACGUCUUGGACGAAGCAGAACCACCGGCAGAAGAGCUAGCACAGGCAGCCACACCGGUCGCAGCAGCGAUGGCGCGGACCACAACAACAACAGCCCCACCACCAACAACACUACCACCACCACCACCAACAACAACAACAACGACACCAUCAACAACGGCGUAACGAGGAGUGCAAGAAGAAGUACAAGCGACAGGAGUGAUCGGCUAGGCAUCGACAGGAAUUGGCGCCAACCAGGCCCUCCCACAACCAUAACCACCAGCACCAGCACCAGCACCACAGGAAGAGCAACAGGCGUGCCAACAGCAGCAGCAGCAGCUGCUGCUGCUACAGAAAACACACAAGCUGCAUUGGCAACAACCCGGGCCUUGACAACCGAAGAAGGGGACUUGACCCCGAAACGUGCGCACAUGUCUGUGUCUGCACUCUCCAGUCGGCCACGUCCACCGGCUCUCGCGCUUGUGCCGCUGGAGUUGACAACGCCGCGCCACAAGGUCCAGGCACGCAUGCACCCCUUGCCCGGUUUGGGUGACAGCAGGCUCGCUGCGUCUCCUGCAAGUACACCAGCAACCACCCCAACACUAGGAUCAGCUACCCCAGCAACCGUAACAGCAACAGAAGCAACAGUCGAAGCAUCAUCGGCAGUCGCAUCAUCAGCUUCAUCGUCUUCAACGUCGACAGCAGCAGGAGCAGCAACAGCAACACCAGGCGCACGCUCGCAACACCACAAGAUCACUGUCCGUAUGGCUGAUGCGUCCUUGCUCACCCGGCGCAUGCGGUACAAGCGCAGCGUCAGCCUGGGCGAUGUUCCGCUCGCCAGAGCACAGACACCAAAGCCCCUCUCGCUGCAGAACAAGCCUGGCCGUGUGACAAAGGCAAGCAGCGUCAGCACGGCCCAAGCUGCACCAUCGCAGGUUUCGGGUGCCUCAUUCAAGCCGUCGUCCUCCAAUCCCGCCACUGCCGCCACGACAGCCGCCGCUGCCAGCACGUCAGCAGGCAACCGCAGCGUGUUCUUUCCAACACCAUCACCGUCUUCGACCUCGUCGCCGUCUGCAUCUCUAUUGCCGUUUCCACUCAAGCAAGCGCCUUCGGCAUCGUCCCAUCGAUCAACCACAACUCACACAGCAACCUUGUACCCGGUGGCCAUCAAAUUUCCUGAAGCCCAACAAUACUAUCGUGUGCUUGAGCAACGACUGGCCUCGUGCGAGGUGUCGAUCAAUGCUCUCAAGAUGCAGCCUUGCAUGCCUCCGCGCCUCCGCGCACGCGUGUUCCACUGGCUCGCCGAUGUCUGCGAUCGCGCGCGCAUGACCCUCGACACACUCUUCUUCGCCAUCACCUACUUUGACACCUACUGCUCAGUGCGCCAUGGUGCCGUGACGGUCGCCAACAUGCAGCUGCUGGCCUGCGCCUGCCUGCGCCUUGCCGCCAAGAUUGAGGAGACGCGUGUGCCGUCGCUGCGUCUGCUAUCGCGCCUGACAGAUGGCGCCUGUCAGCCAACGGGCAUUGCGCAAUUUGAGCUUGACCUUGCUGCGGUGUUGAAAUGGCGUUUGAUCCGCAGCACCCCGCUGCACUGGACCCGUUUCUUCAUUGGCGUGGCCCUCGGUGACCCUUCCACGCUAGUGGGCAGCGCCCCGAGCUGUGUCGACCCGGCCUGGCUCUUCCGCUCCUGCCAGGUGCUGCAGCUGGCCAUGUCCGAUGCGUGGGCGCUGCGCUUUGAUGCGCGCCAGAUGGCCGCCGCCGCCGUCCUCCUCUCCGCCACCCGCCCCAUCGACAUCCUCGCCGUCACAGGGCUUGACAAGUGCGCCUUGAGGACGUGUUUGCGCUGGAUGCACUGCUUUGCACGUGUCAUCAGUGAACAGGAGGCGUUUCCUUCCACCCUCACCCGCGUCCUGGAUGAGCCAGGGCGCGUGCACUGCGUCACUUGGAUCAGCACUGCCACAACCCUCCGCAAGGCACAGGCCCUUGUGAAGACUGCGUUUCGGCAAGAGCCGCAGGCUUGUCCGCCCGCCAACAGCAGGGAGCCUGGUCUGCCGACAACCAGCACAGUACUCGUCAGAAGCACGCCUCCAGUCAAGCGCGUCGCUGCGUGCGGUGUUGUUGGCGGUGGGGAUGGCGCUGCCAACAGUGCGCUUGACGAAGAGGUGCAGGCUGCUUUCAGCCAACCGGACGCGAGCGAGGAAGGUGUGGGCGUGGCAGCGACAGCAUCGGCGGUCUCGACAGCACCUGCGCGCGCCAUCGCAGUUGGUUUCUGCCAUGAUGGAAGCAGUUGUGGGGCAAGUGGCCUCAAGCAACGAGGGGCGCUGGUGAGACAGCGUGCCAGUGCCCUGAGCAGCACAGCGAGCAGCAGCGCCAGCAGCGACAACGAAGGCGAUGAUGAUGAAGACGACGACACGGAUGAUGACGACGCACUGCUGGUUCGCGCUGCAGGUUCACACUGACGCCAGAAUACUGCCCGUCAUGUGUGUGUGUGUGUGUGUGUGUCAACGUGUGUGUGUGCGUGUCCUUCCUUGCACAUGCAUCGCUUUGCACGUGUGCGUGUGUGUGUGUGUGUCUGCGUAUGCGCGUGCUCGCCACUUGGCUCCAAGCAAACAAUGUCUAACAUAAAAUAAAGUACAGAUCUAUUGAAC